AUGGCAGAACCUACGAGGAUAGCCGUCACCACCAACGGAGGCUCCCCUUACGUCCCCCCAGAGGGAACCCUCAGCUCGGACACAUUGACCAGAGUGCCCAGGGAACAGACAGGUGCAGUUGUGGGGCGGAGUAUCAUGCCCACAGAGAUGCCCCCCAUGAGCAGGGGGCCUGAGGGGAUAUCACAGAUGGAGCCUUUCUCUGAGACAGACACCAGCAUUGCUCACUUCUCAGUGGCCUCAGCUGAUGGGACCUCAUCUUCAACAGUCUCUGCCACGUUACCUGAGAGAAGCGCUUCCUCUCUGGCUACCGUGACCUCACCUCCAACCUCUGACCUGCUGAAAACCCUGGACAUGGUGGGCACAAGCUUGGCACCAGGAACCAACUCACCUCCAAGUUCAACCAGCCCCACAGUUGACAUGCAAGUCACUUCUGAAGUCACCACAGAUCAGGGGGAAAUUCACCUUUCCCAGACCACAGCUGUGCCCCAGGAUGGGACCAACAGUGCUGGACAGGAAACGCUGUCCUCAGUGUCACCUGACGAGGAGCCACCUAAAGUUACAUCUGUGGUGGCGACUCGUUUCUCUGACAGGGACACCGAUGUUUCCACACCAAGGCCUGUUUCUCUGGAAACUGCAGAUGCUGAGGAGGUGUCAACUACAUCAGAGAAGACCACUCACGACCACAAAACCACCACAAACACUGACACCUCCACUGUUCCCUCUUACCUGCCCACUGACACAAUCACAGAAGCACUCAGGACUGAAGUCACAUCCUCCAGCCACACAACCACAGCUGUCGUGGGACCAUCCACGGUGUCCACAGAGAUGUUCACAGGAACAGACACCAGGCCGUCAGCUCAUGAAAUCAAGGAUACUACAGAGGCCUCAGUCCUGACCCUCACGGUUCCCCAAGGCCCCACACCACAGGGUUAUGUGAGCUCAGUUGUCCUGAACACCAGCCCUCAGGCAGAGAGUGACCCGGAUGUCACCCAGAGUCCCACACUCUCAGAGAGGACAUCCAGCAGGAACAUAGAGUCUGAGGAUGAGUCAUGGACAGAGGCUUCCUCUGGGACCGACACCAGCAAGACCCCCUUCCUUGUGUCCUCAGCUGACAGGACCUCACCAAUCCCAGUGUCCUCCAUAUUACCUCAGAGUACUGCUUCCUCUCCUGCUAUUGUGAUCUCACCUCUGACCUCUGACCUGCUGAAGACCUCAGACAUGGGGCUCACAAGCCUGGGACUGGGAACCAGCUUACCACCAUGCUCGAGCAGCUCCACAGUUGAUACACAAGUCACCUCUGCAGCUACCUCCCCUCCAGGGACAAUUCAGCUACCUCAAGUCACAACGGAUUCCACAGAGCCCACCAGUGAGAAGGAGCUUCCUACCUCAGUCUCCCCUGAGCAGGAACCAUCACAGUACACAGCCUUGCUCCUAACUGACACCAAGGCACAUGCCACCAUUUUCCCAGCCACAUCUGAAUCUUCUGGGACGGCAAAGUUGGAGUUUCCAUCAACUCCAUCCUUGAGGAGCACUGAGGAGAUUGUCACCUCCCGGAAGACCAGCGGGAACACAGAGACAAUCUCUGUCACUUCUGGGCUUCCUACAGGGACUUCGUCUGAGAUGGAGCCUUCCUCUGGGGCAGACACCAGCACUGCCGCCUCUUCCGUGCUGUCAGCUGAUGGGACUUCACCAAUCCCAGUCUCCUCCACAUUACCUCAGACGAAGUUGGAAGUUCCGUCAACUCCUUCCCCGAGGAGCCCUGAGGAGAGCAACCCCUCCCAGCAGACCAGCAGGUCCACAGGGACUCCAUAUGAGGCACUUGGAACAGAUGUCACCUCAUCCAGCACAAUAUCCAUCCAUGACCUGGCUCAGUCCACACUGUCACCAGACUUUGCCACAGGAUCUAGCACCAGGUUCUUUAGCUCUACCAUCAUGGUUAAACCUACAGAAAUGACCAUGACCACCCACCUAGGAGGACAGACCAUCACCUCCCAGGAGACCAGCAGGAACACAGAGGCAAUCCCUACCCUUUCUGGGCUUCCCAAGGGAGCUCCCUCUGAAGCACUCGGCACAGAUGUCACCUCCUCCAGCAUAAGCUCCGUCUCUGGCCAAGCUCUCUCCUCACUGUCACCAGACAUUGCCACAGGAUCCAGCAUUGGGCUCUCUAGCUCCAGUCUCAUGUUCGAAUCUAAAGAAACAACCAUCCUCGCCCACACAGAAACAAGCACUGCCACCUUCUCUGUGCCCUCAGCUGAUGGGACCACACCUGCCCCACAUUCAUCGACAGUCUCUGGGACUCGACCUUCCUCUGCUGCAAGUUCAGUGUCACCCUACAUCUCUGGGCAGUUUGAAAACACUAAUGUGGCAGACACAAGUUUGGGGACUGACCCUGGUUACUCCAAAGCCACCUCUUCUGUGGGAACUCCUUCCACCCAAAGUCACAGUGCUGUCCCCACACCUGGGCCAACCUUAUCUGAAUCUACUGAAAUUAAGACUGAGUCUACUCCUUCUCUUGGAACUCAGGAGACCAUCACCUCCCAGCAGACCACCUGGAGUAGAGAAACAACUCCUGUCCUUUCAUAUCUUCACACUGGGACUCCAUCUGAGACAAUGGAGACAGAUGUCACCUCCCCAAGCGAGACCAUCACCUCCCAGCAGACCACCUUGAGUAGAGAAACAACUCCUGUCCUUUCAUAUCUUCCCACUGGGACUACAUCUGAGACAAUGGAGACAGAUGUCACCUCCCCAAGCGUGACCUCAUUCACUGGCCCGGCUCAAACCACACCAGACUUUGCCACAGGACACAGCACCAGGUUUUCUAGCUCCACCGCUGAUGGAACUUCACCUGGCCCAAAGUCCUCCAGUGUCUCUGAGACUCGCCCUUCCUCUACUGCAAGUUUAGUGUUACCCCACACCUCUGUGUCAUCUGAGAGCACUAAUGUGGCAGGUACAAGUUUGGGGGCUGGUACUACUUCACAUUCAAGUUGGAGAAGUACCAUAAAGACACUAGACUCUUCUGAAGCCACCACAGGGAGUGAGGUGACUCCUGCUUCCAAAAUUACAGAGGGAACCAGUGUGGACACCACCAGUUCUGGUUAUGAAUCUCAUUCCUCACCUGACCCUGCUUACUCCAAAGUCACCUCUUCUGUGGGAACUCCUUCCACUCAAACCUUAUCUGAAUCUACUGAAAUUAAGACUGAGUCUGCUCCUUCUCUUGGAACUCAGGAGACCAUCAUCUCCCAGCUGACCACCUUCAGUAGAGAAACAACUCCUGUCCUUUCAUAUCUUCCCACCGGGACUCCAUCUGAGACAAUGGAGACAGAUGUCACCUCCCCAAAGCCUUCCUCUGUGGCAGACACCAGCACUGCCACCUUCUCUGUGCCCUCAGCUGCUGUGACCUCACCCGCUCCACAUUCCUCUACAGUCUCUUGGACUCACCCUUCCUCUGGACCCACCUCGUCUGAUUCAACAGAACUUGAGGCUGAGUCUAUUCUUUCUCUUAGCACCCAAGAGACUGUCACCUCCCAGCAGACCAACUUGAGCACAAGGACAACCCCUUCCACGAUGUCCCCAAUUAUGCCCACGGAAUUCAGCACCAGGCUUUCUCCUUCCUCUGAUAUGGCAAAACCUCCAGAAAUGACCAUCACUCCUGGCAUGGGCUCCACUGGCUCUGCAUCCCUGGGAACACUCAGUUCCGACAUCUCAACCUCAAGCUCCUGGGCAACUGUGUUGCCUUCCGUGAUCCCUUCCAUGGAAACACUGGCCACGGAGGCCAGGGAGACCAUGGAGGCCACGGAGGCCACGGCUUCCCUCAACACCACCCCAAUGCUGGGCAUCAGCUCAGCAGCCUCCUCAGCUAAUCCCCUUUCGUCCACGCAGUCAGGCCCUGGGGGUGCUCUGGAGUCCACCAUUUCUGCGACCUGGCCUUCAUCUGAUUCCUCAUCCUCGCCCACCUUCACUUCCGUGGACUCUUCUAGCAAUUCAGCCCUCCAAAGCAUUAGUUACUUUCCAACUACCCCACUUCCUGGAGGCACCAGCGUGGGGGCAGAGACCAGCUCCAAAGAAGGACCCUUGGACAUGGCCAGCACUUUGCAGACGUGGCUCCCCACAGUACGGACCACUGGAUCACCCAACCCAGUGACCAGAGAGACAGAGAGUGUUGACUCGGGAACCGGGACCAGAGCUACUCAAGUUCCUUCAUAUUCUACUCCACUGACAAGGACCGAUGGUGUUGUGGAACGCAUCACACAGACACCUCAUGCAACAGGACCUGGAGGCACGUCUGAGUCAGUCCCACCUUCCCUGGCAUCCACACCAUCAGCCACUCUCAGCGAGACCACGGGGCUUACUGAGACAAGCACCCAUGUCCCGACUUCCACGGUUUUUCCUCCUGUCCCAGAGGCCACGUCCAGCUCGCUGAUCCCCCGACCCGAGCUGGACACCAGCUCAGCUCCUGUGGCCCAGACCGAGACCCAUGGCCUUCCAGAAACAGCAUCAUCUGCCACCGUCCCCGUCACCCCUGGGACCAGCAGUAGCCACGGAGGGUCAAUGGCCUCACCAGGCCUCUUUCCACAAACGUCCUCACCCCCCACCAGCCCUGCCACGGCCCUGUCCACGGCUCCCUCAACUUCCUCCCUCUCGCCCAGCAGUACAAGUCCCUCCUCUCUGUCCACCUCCUCGGAUGUCCUCAGCCCCACCAGUGUCCCCUCAGCCACAAGCCAGGAGCCACCUCCCAUGGACACCUCCUGGAGUUCCCGCCCCCCAGCCCCUGUGACUUCAGUCGGACCCCCGGCAGUGUCCCAGACUGUCACAAGGGAUAUUAUGACCUGGGGGCCAUCACAGAGCCCCACCACCCCCAAAAAGAGUCAGGGGGAAGGAUUGAGCCUGACCCCUGGACUGGGAACCACCACACCCGAGACCACGCAUGUAGCUGCCACGGAAUCGAGCUUCCUCGUCACCGUCAGCGCCCCGGACACUCCCGAGAGCUCUACCCUGGCGUCUGGGAGCUUGGCCCCAGAAACAACUGCGGUUUCCUCCUUGAUGCUUUUCACCGUCAACUUCACCAUCACCAACCUGCGCUACAGGGACGACAUGGGGAACUCCGGCUCGUCGAUCUUCAAGGCCACCGAGAGAUCCCUGCAGGGCCUGCUGGGGUCUCUGUUGAAGAACAGCAGCGUCGGGCCUCUCUACGAAAGCUGCCAACUCACCUGGCUCAGCUCCUUGGAGCAGAGCAGACCCAAGGGCCUGAUGUGGAAACUCGUGCUGGCUGUGUGGCCGGGGGAAAGCCGCACAACCUCUCUGUUCUCUGGGAAGCAAUGGAAGGAGUGUUCUCUGGGGUCUGCCGGUCGCCAAUGCGCCUUCCCUGUGCUCCCCAGGCCUGAGAAGGAGGGAGCAGUUACCGGAGUCGAUGUCGUCUGUAGCUACCAGCCGGGCCCCCCGGGGUUCAGGCUGGACCGAGAACGUCUAUACUGGGAGCUGAGCCAGCAAACACAGGACGCUACCCACCUGGGCCCCUACACUCUGGACAGGAGCAGUCUCUGUGUCAACGGUUAUAAUCACUGGUACUGGAGCCCGGCCACGAGCAGUGAGUACCAAACCUUCUCCAGCUCCACAGAUUUUGAUGUCAGUUCAGCCCUGGUGCCCUUCACCCUCAAUUUUACCAUCACCAACCUACACUACACCCCAAACAUGAGCCAGCCAGGAUCGGCCCAGUUCCUCUCUCUCCAGAGGACGCUCCAAUACCUGCUCAAGCCUCUGUUUGAGAAAACUAGCCUGGGCUCGACGUACUCUGACUGCAGGCUGAUUCUGCUCAGGACUGAGGAAGAUGACAGUGCCACAGGAGUGGACGCCGUGUGCACCUACCGGCCUCCUGCCUCGGGGCUCAGACUGGACAGAGAGGUGCUGUACCAGGAAGUGAGUGAGCUGACCCACAGCGCUAGCCAGCUGGGCGUCUACACCCUGGACAGACGCAGCCUCUACAUCAACGGUUACAACCGUUGGUUCUGGACGCCAACGACCAGCACGGGGACCCCUGCCCUGGUGCCCUUCACCCUCAACUUCACCAUCACCAGCCUGAACUACACAGAGGGGAUGAGGGAGCCAGGCUCCGAGAUCUUCAACCUGACCGAGCGGAUCCUGACGCGCCAGCUCCGGGUCUUGUUCCAAAACAGCAGCCUCGGGCUCCACUACUCGGGCUGCAGAGUGACCUGGCUCAGGUGAAAGCGCCGGGCCAUCGGAGUCAGUUCUGUCUGCACCUACCGUGCCGAGCCCCACAGCCCGGGGCUGGACCGUGAGCAGCUAUACUGGGAGCUGGACCGAGAGACACAGGGUGUCACCCAGCUGGGCCCCUUCAGCCUGGACAGGGACAGCCUCUAUGUCAAUGGGUACACGCACAGGAUCCCCUUCUCCACCCCCAGCACUGUGAGGUUACGGUGGGCUGGCUUGGAUACUUCUCUCCCACCCACUCCUGCAGCCCCUGGCCCUGUCCUGAUGCCGUUCACCAUCAACUUCACCAUCACCAACCUGCGCUACGAGGAGGAGAUGAAUCACCCUGAAUCCAGAAUAUUCAACAAAACGGAUCUGGUCCUGCAGCCCCUACUCCGGGCCGCGUUCCACAAUACCAGCGUGGGCCCCUACUACUAUGGCUGCAGGUUGACCCUGCUUAGGCCCGAGAAUGAUGGGGCAGCCACAAGUGUGGACCUGGUCUGCACCCACUACCAGGAUCCCACAGGACCUGAGCUGGACAGGGAGCAGCUUUACCAGGAGCUAAAGCAGCAAACCCAGGAUGCAAGCCUGCUGGGCCCUUACAGCCUGAACCCCAACAGUCUCACCGUCAAUGCCUCUGGCCUUGCGCUGGUGCCAUUCACCAUCAACUUCACCAUCACCAACCUGCCCUAUGUGGAGGAGAUGCAUCUCUCUGGUUCCAGCAUAUUUGAAGCCACAGACCAGGUCCUGCAACUGCUGCUCCAGCCCCUGUUGCAGAACUCCAGCUUGGGACCCCACUACUUCGGCUGCAGGACUGGCCCAGCUCAGGUAAGGCUGUGGAACACCUGUGCCAAGAUGCCACCCCGGCCCGAGAACGAUGGAGCUGCCACGGCCACGGACAUGGUCUGCUCCUACUACUCCCCUGGCCCCGAGGAGAGCGGGCUGGACAGGGAGCGGCUGUACUGGGAGCUUGACCAGCAGACACAGGGCGUCUCCCAGCUGGGGCACUACACGCUGGACAAGAACAGUCUCUACGUCGAUGGUUUCACCUCCCAGAACCCAGCCACGACCCCCCAAAGUGAGUAUGGGGAGGGUGGGCAUGCCGGGCAUUUCUCGUCCAUCCCAACACCCCCACCCCCUGCAGCCUCUGGCCUUGUGCUGGUGCCAUUCACCAUCAACUUCACCAUCACCAACCUGCCCUAUGUGGAGGAGAUGCAUCUCUCUGGUUCCAGCAUAUUUGAAGCCACAGACCAGGUCCUGCAACUGCUGCUCCAGCCCCUGUUGCAGAACUCCAGCUUGGGGCCCCACUACUCUGGCUGCAGACUGGCCCAGCUCAGGCCCGAGAACGAUGGAGCUGCCACGGCCACGGACAUGGUCUGCUCCUACUACUCCCCUGGCCCCGAGGAGAGCGGGCUGGACAGGGAGCGGCUGUACUGGGAGCUUGACCAGCAGACACAGGGCGUCUCCCAGCUGGGGCACUACACGCUGGACAAGAACAGUCUCUACGUCGAUGGUUUCACCUACCAGAACCCAGCCACGACCCCCCAAAGGCUGACACCCUCGACUUCGACCCCCGUGGCCAACACGGUCCCUGUGUCCACACCCCCUGGCUCAGUCAUGGUGGCAUUCACCCUCAACUUCACCAUCACCAACCUGCCCUAUAAGGAGGACUUGAAUCGUCCAGGCUCCAUAAUCUUCAACAACACAGAGAGGACCCUACAGCAGCUGCUCCUGCCCCUGUUCCGGAGCACCAGCCUGGGGCCCCGCUACAAUGGCUGCAGACUGACCCAGUCCAGGUCUGAGAAGAAUGGAGCAGCCACGAGGGUGGACCUCAUCUGCACCCAAUUCUCUGACCCCUCGGCUACAGAGCUGGACGAGGAGCGGCUGUACUGGGAAGUGAGGCAGCAGACUGGGGGUUUCUCUCAGCUGGGGCCCUACACACUGGACCGGGACAGUCUGUACAUCAAUGGUUACCACCGCCCCACCUUCACCACCACCACCACCGACAGAAGCCUUCAUCCUACCCUGGUGCCAUUCACCCUCAACUUCACCAUCACCAACCUGCCCUAUGAGGAAGACAUGCGGCAUUCUUAUUCCAGAAUAUUCCACAACUUGGAUCAAAUCCUGCAGCAACUGCUCCAGCCCCUGUUCUUGAACACCAGUUUGGGGUCCCGCUACUAUGGAUGCAGACUGACCCUGCUCAGGUCCCAGGAUGGUGGGGUGGCCACUGCCGUGGACAUAGUCUGCCUCUACAGCCCGGACCCGGUGGGCAGGGAGCUGGACAGGAAGCAUCUGUACGAGGAGCUCAGCCAGCACACACACGGCGGCUCCCAGCUGGGGCCCUACAUGCUGCAGCCAGACAGUCUCAUAGUGGACGGUUACAGCCGCAAGCACCUCUGGACCACCCCCACAAAACUCUCUGCGCCUGCCCUGGUGCCAUUCACCCUCAAUUUCACCAUCACCAACCUCCGCUACACUGACGACCUGCAGUCACCUAGGUCAGACAAGUUCGGCAGAGUGGAGAAGCUCCUGCAACACCUGCUCCGGUCUGUGCUGAAAAACACCAGCCUGGGGCUCCUGGAGGGCGAGUGCAGACUGACCUCCCUCCGGCCUGAGAAGGACGCUGCAGCCACGCGAGUGGACUUGGUCUGCAGCCGCCGCCCUGACCCCGCGGGCCUGGAGCUGGACAGGGAGCAGCUGUACAGGGAAGUGAGCCGGCUGACCGGGGGGCUCUCGCAGCUGGGCCCCUACACCCUGGACCCCGAGACUGUCUACGUCCACGGUUAUACCCACCGGACUUCCAGCCCUGCCCCCAGUACGCCAGGACCACCCCCGAUCUUCUUCACCCUCAACUUUACCAUCACCAACCUCCGCUACACUGUGGACAUGAGGCCCCUGGGCUCCCUGAAAUUCAACACCACCGAAACAGUCCUGCAGUUUCUGGUAAGACCGUUGUUCCGGAACACCAGUGCGGGCCCCUUGUUCUCCGGCUGCCACCUCACCCUGCUCAAGCCUGAGAAGCACAGCACCGCCACGGGAGUUGACAUGGUCUGCACCCGCCACACUGGCUCCUUGGACCCGGCACUGGCCCCGGAGCAGCUGUACCAAGAGCUGAGCCAGCUGACUGGGGGCGCGUCCCAGCUGGGCCCCUACACCCUGGACCGGGGCAGCCUGUACAUCAGCGGUUACACCCAGCUGGUCCCAGCCACCACCCCUGAGACAGCUGUUGCCCCGAUCUUGGCGUCCUUCACCCUGAACUUCACCAUCACCAACAAGCACUACAGCAAGGACAUGAAGUUCCCGGGCUCCCCGAAGUUCACCUCCACCGACAGGAUCCUCCAGCAACGGCUCAGCCCUUUGCUCGCCAAGACCUUCCUGGGUCCCUUUUAUGCUGGCUGCAGACUGGAGUCACUUAGGCGUGAGUACAGAGGCAGUGCCACAGGCGUGGACCUGGUCUGCGGCUACUACACGGACUCUGCAGGCUCCAAGCUGGACCGGACCGAGCUGUACUGGGAGCUCAGCCUGCUCACGCGCGGCGUCAACCAGCUGGGCCCCUUUGCCCUGGACAGGAAGAGCCUCUGCGUGAACGGUUAUGGCUUCGAAGCCGCGGUGCCCUCCACCUCCACCGGGAGGCCCUCCGAGAAGCUCUUCACGGUGAACUUCACCAUCGACAACCUGCGCUACGCCUUGGACAUGAGCCAGCCAGGCUCUCCCAAGUUCAACAUCACUGACAAAGUCUUACAGUACCUGCUCAACCCGAUGUUCUUCAAGAGCAGCCUAGGGGCCCGCUUUGGGGGCUGCAAGGUCAGCACUCUGAGGCCAGUGGAGAACGGAGCCAAGACGGGCGUGGACAUGACCUGCACCUACGCCCAGGCCCCCCGCGCCCCAGAGCUCCCUGCCGAGCGGCUGUUCCACGAGCUUAGCUGGCAGACCCAGGGCAUCACCCAGCUGGGCCCCUACUCCCUGGACAAGGACAGCCUGUAUCUCAAUGGUUACAAUGAGCUGGGUCCAGAGGAGAUGCCUGCAACUCCGGAACCGGCCACCACAAUCCUGCCCACUUCAUCAUCAACCCUGCUGCCAGAAACCACCACGGCACCGGGACCCCGCCUGCAAAGCCUCACCCUCAACUUCACCGUCGCCAACCUCCCCUACUCCACGGACAUGAGCUUCGGUUCCGCUAAAUUCAACAGCACUGAACGGAUCCUUCAGGGCCUGCUUGAACCUUUGAUCCAGAGGAGUGUCUUGGGUCCCUUCUACUCUGUCUGUCACCUGACCUCGCUCAGGCCAGAGGAGGACAGGGUGGCAACCAGCGUGGACAUGCUCUGCAUGUACCACUCUGACCCCCAGAGCCUGGGGCUGGCCCGGGAGCGGCUAUACUGGGAGCUGUACCAGCUGACCCAAGGCGUCCAGCACUUGGGUCCCUACAACCUGAUUCAGGACAGCCUGUUGGUGGAUGGCUACGAACCCCACAGGGCCUCUCUGCACAGAGAAUUCCAGCUCCAUUUCCGCAUCGUCAACUGGAACAGCGGUGACCCCGGCUCUCCGGAAUUCAUAGCCCUGGAGAGGGACAUUCAGGACAAGGUGACGGAGGUCUACGCAGGCAGCCGGCUCCGGGACGCCUUUCUCUCCUGUCUGCUCACCAACAGGACGUUGCAUCCCCUGUGGGUCACCGUUUCAGCCCUUUUCUCCUCUGAUGUGGACCUCGAGGAGGUGGCGGGGGUCUUCCUGAACAGGACCCUGAAUGCCUCUUCCCACUGGCUGGGCUCCACCUACCAGCUGGCCGACGUGCAUGUGACAGGUCCACCCACCAUCAGCCCCAGCUCCCAGCACUUCCAGCUGAACUUCACUGUCACCAACCUGCCCUAUUCCCGCGACCUGGCCAAGCCGGGCACUGCCCAGCACCUGCGGAACAAGAGAGGCCUGGAGGAUGCGCUCAACCGGCUCUUCCGAAACAGCAGUAUUAAGAGCUAUUUUUCAAACUGUGAAGUUUUAGCGUUCAGGCCUGUCCCCAGUAACCGGCACACGGGGGUGGAUUCCCUGUGUGACUUCUUGCCCCUGGCGCGGAGACUGGACCGCGUGGCCAUCUACGAGGAGUUCCUGAGACUCACCCAGAACGGCACCCAGCUCCAGAACUUCACCCUGGAUGGGAAGAGUAUCCUGGUGGAUGAACUCCCCUUCUGGGCCAUCAUCCUCAUCGGCCUGGCCGGACUCCUGGCGCUCAUCCUCUGCCUCCUCUGCUGCUUCCUGGUCACCAUCUGCUUGAGGAAGAAGGAGGAAGAUUACGAGGUCCAGCGUCGCCAGCUCUAUUACCUGCCCCAUCUAGACCUGAGGAAGCUGCACUGA
Messenger RNA from Sorex araneus (European shrew), 11547 nucleotides. Its product is annotated as mucin-16. The record is from RefSeq and is a predicted model, not a curated record. NCBI's taxonomy places the organism in Eukaryota, Metazoa, Chordata, Mammalia, Eulipotyphla, Soricidae. The transcript has 78 exons.